This is a messenger RNA of Tetrahymena thermophila SB210, 303 nucleotides long. RefSeq lists its product as hypothetical. The transcript has a single exon. Lineage: Eukaryota; Ciliophora; Oligohymenophorea; Hymenostomatida; Tetrahymenidae. The record is from RefSeq and is a predicted model, not a curated record.
AUGGUUUGUGCAGAUUAAACACCAAAUAAUAAUGACAAACACCUGUAAUAGGAACUGCAUUAAACAAUAUUAGUAAAAUAACUGAACUAAUUAGAUUGUAAACUGUUCAUAGGCGUACCAUUAUUGACAAAUGCAAUUGAGAUUUCUUAUAAUUAUCGCACUAAUAGUAAAAUAAAAGAAAGAGCAAAGUUCCUAUCAAACGACUUCAAAACAACCGAAAAUAUCUCAACAUAAAACUAACUAAGCAUAGAAUUUAUCUAUAAAGCUCGCUUUUUGAUGGAAUUCAUUGAUAAUUUUAUUUGA